UAUUCAUUGGUCCUGUGGUCCUGUUCAUCAUCCUGGUCUCUAGAUUCAUUUCUUGAGCCAUCCCUUCCCAAUGGGUCUCCUCAGCGUCAUCAGAAAGAUCAAGCGCAAGGAGAAGGAGAUGCGGAUUCUCAUGGUGGGCCUGGACAACUCAGGUAAGACAACAAUUGUGCUGAAGAUCAAUGGGGAGGACACCAGUGUCAUCAGCCCCACCCUUGGCUUCAACAUCAAGACCAUCAAGUAUCAAAAGUACUCGUUGAACAUAUGGGACAUCGGUGGGCAGAAGACGAUCCGCUCAUAUUGGAGGAACUACUUUGAGCAGACUGAUGGACUAGUUUGGGUAGUUGAUAGCUCUGAUGUGCGAAGGCUUGAUGACUGCCGUGCAGAACUCCACAAUCUCUUGAAAGAAGAGAGACUAGCUGGAGCGUCAUUGUUGGUCUUUGCAAAUAAGCAAGACAUUCAGGGCGCUCUGAAACCUGCAGAAAUCGCCAAGGUUCUGGAUCUGGAAGCCAUGGAGAAAAGCCGGCACUGGCAAAUCAUUGGCUGCAGCGCCUACACCGGCGAAGGGCUGCUUCAGGGUUUCGAUUGGCUCGUUCAAGACGUCGCCUCUCGCAUCUACGUCCUCGACUGAACCUUGCCAGAUUCAGUCUUUCUGGUGGCAUCUGUGCGAUAUCUCGAGUUCAGUGUUGCUGGGACUUGAGAUUGAAAUGCAUAGUGACAGAACAACCCAAGUUUUCACCACAUACAUACGACUGUAA
Molecule: messenger RNA, 755 nt
Organism: Phragmites australis (common reed)
Lineage: Eukaryota; Viridiplantae; Streptophyta; Magnoliopsida; Poales; Poaceae
Product: ADP-ribosylation factor-like protein 2
Exons: 5
Coding region: 71-628 (185 amino acids)
Biological process (GO): protein folding
Cellular component (GO): microtubule cytoskeleton; cytoplasm
Molecular function (GO): GTPase activity; GTP binding
Source: RefSeq, a predicted model, not a curated record